This is a messenger RNA of Aureococcus anophagefferens, 1425 nucleotides long. RefSeq lists its product as hypothetical. The record is from RefSeq and is a predicted model, not a curated record. Bases 1 to 1425 code for a protein of 474 amino acids. The transcript is spliced from 4 exons. Lineage: Eukaryota; Pelagophyceae; Pelagomonadales; Pelagomonadaceae.
AUGGCGACGAACCUCGUCGACUGGCUGGACGCCGACGGCGACGUGGAGCACGUGCCGCCGCAUGUCAAGCAGGCCCUCGAGGCCCCGUGGCGCGGCCAGGACGACCUCAAGGGCGCCAAGGCGCGCGCGACGCUGUCAUUCUUCACCGAGGAGGCCGUGUUCAUCCCGAUGGAUCAGGUUCGACGCACGCGCACGACGCCGAACAAGUUGACGGCCGGCAAGAACACCGGGACCUACUACAAGCUCAAGGCCAGCCCGGACCGGAAGCCCUGGUACGCCAAGUACGGGCGCAUCAACCAGACGAAGCUCAUGGAGAUCAUCAUCAAGUGCGAGCAGAUCGACGACGUCGCCAAGGAGAAGUACCUCAAGGACAGGUCCGCGGCGUCGGCCAAGAAGUGGCUGCGCGAGUACUCCGAGAAGCAGCAGAAGGAGGACAAGGAGAAGGAGCAGUUGGGGCAGCUCGAGGCUGCGGAGGUGGAGCAGCUGCCGCAGGUCGAGAAGGACCGGCGGGCACGCUCGUCUCUGCUCGAGGCCAGGCUCAUCAGGGCUCUAUCCGCGGGGCAAGUGAGGGCGAUCCACUACGCGCUCUCCACGUUCUUCUUCGUUUGCCGCAUCCCCUUCGUGAUUACGGACCACUGGGCGUUCAGACGAUUCAUCAAAGCGCUUGCGCCCGAGUACGAGCCGCACUGUCCGAAGCGUACCGCACUCUCGACUACCUGGCUCUCCCACAUCCACGAGGAGGUCGAGCAGCGUACGGAGAGCGCGUUCCACGGGACUCGAGGAAGGGCGACGGUCAUCAUAGACGGUUUUAAAGAUCGACGGCGUCGCCACGUCAUGAACAUUUCCAAGGCGAAGGUCGGCAUCCCCGUGUACCUCAAGACAUCCUGGUUCGGCGCCAAGCGCCACUCGGGCGAGACCUACGGCAAGGAGGUCGAGAACUGCAUCGGCGACGGCCUCUCCUCAGGGCGAGCGCGGGAAUCGAAAUUGUUUCCAUGUCUUCGGCAAAUUCUGCACACAAUUCUAGAACGUGUCCGUGUGCUCGGGUUUCAUUUGACACUCAUGGACUUGCACGUGCUCCGGCAGUCUUCAGAACACGCAUGUUUUGAGGAGCAUCUCGAUCUACACAAUGCCAAUGAUGUCGCCAUAAUCUGUGUUCUUUCUAGAAGUGAUUCUCACGAUGAAAGUGAAGGUGCGGAAGAGUAUGCUCAGGAAAAAAGUGGAGUUCACAUCCGGACGUUACCUUUGUCUCAAACAUGUCCCAAAGUGUGGCUGCCUUUAAAGCAGCCGGGCGACGGAUCAAAAUCAAGAAGGACCUCACCAAGAGACUUUAAUAUCAAUAUGGACCCCGCCUUCCAAAAUAAUGUCGAAAUGGACCUCACUUCAAAACAAAAUAUCAAAAGGGACCUCACCGUCCACCAUUUUUGA